CAUAAAACUUUUAAAUAAAUUUGUGUAAGUUAAAAAAUAAUAUUUUUAAAUAUAAUAAAUUUUAUUAUUCAAUUAUUUAAGCCGAAAUCAAAAAAGAAAUUCAUUGAAAAGAAAAAUUCAGUAACUUUUCAUGUAGUGCAUAGAAGUCAACAUGAUCCACUUAUUGCUGAUGAAACAGCGCCUCAACGUGUUUUGGUAGCUCAACAACCAUCUAAGUCAAAAAAGGUUAAUAUAGUAAUUUUUAAAUAAAUAGUUCUAACUUAUAUUAUAAAAUUAAAUAUAUGCUUAGAAAAACAAAGAAGAAGAAGCAAAGUAUGGAAUCUAUUUUGAUGAUGACUAUGAUUAUUUACAACAUUUAAAAGAAUGCCAAUCUAAUGAUUUUAUAUUAUUGCCUGCACCAUCUAACAGUAAUAAUGAAAAAGUGAAUAAUAAUAUUAUUGGUAUCUUAAAUUUAACUAUCAAAUAAAUUAAUACAUUGGUUUCUGCACAGAAAGAAAAACCUAAAGUUAUGUUACCUUCUUCCAUGUUUGAGUCUGAAAUUGAAGAAAAAGUUGGCAUGUUAAACAAAGCAGCUCCCCAAUCUGGUAAUAUAAAUAAAUCCGUACAAUUUGAUUCUUAAUAAAAAAUAUUAAAUUUUAUCAAUUAUGUAGGUUUGCGUUUGGAUUUGGAUCCUGAUAUUGUUGCUGCAAUGGAUGAUGAUUAUGACUUUGAAAACCCUGAUAAUGAGUUGGAAGAUGAUUUUGUGAUUAUAGCAAAUCAAACUGGGUAAAAAAUUGAAUUGAUAUUUUUUUUAUUUUAUUAAUGAAAAAACAAUACACAUUAUAAUAUAACAAUUAAAUUUAUGAGAUUAAAAUUUAUUCAAAAACUUAAAUUAGACUGUAUUAUUUUUGAAAUUGCCCAUUAAUAAGCUGAGCUUGUUGUGAGGUUAUUGAUUUAUUAAUAUACAAUAUAACUUACUUUUAAUUAGGAUGCAAUUGUAAUACUAAUUGCAUUUUUUUUUUAAUGUCGUAAAGCUAUGCUUUCCAAGCAAAAAAUUAGUUUCAUAUAUCAAACAAUUAAAAUAUGAAAUUUUUAUUUUGCAUUUUUUGACAUUUACAAUGAUUUUUUGGGUUUUAAAAUGUAUUAGGUAUAGAUUUAUCAAUUUUACCAGAUAAAUACGAUACCAGUUGCAAUAAAAAAAAUGCUAAGCUAUUUAUCGAGUUGUAAUGUAGUCGUUUUGCACUAUUUACUGUUGUGUUUAGUUAAUAAAAUAAAUAAAACAUAAUUAAAAGUGUGUUAAUUUUUAACUUUUUUUAAUGCAUUUUUCUUGUUUUUAGAGCAUUUAAAUUUAAAUCUUAGUACAUAUUAUAAAAAAAAAUUACAAAUUCUUACUCUCCUAGUUAUAAAAAAUUUUUGUUUAAACAACAACCAGUUAGUAAAAGCUUAUUUAUUAGAUACAUACUUAUUCUUAUUUUCAUUAUUUAAAUUAAUUUUUUUGUAGAUACAGUAGCAUAACAUUCAAAUUUGUUGGGUCUAAGCAAUCCUAGAACUUAUUCCCAAUGCUCUUGUGUGAUCAACAUGCAUGUCAUACGCCCUAUUUUCCCAUUUAUUGACUAAUUUGUUUAAUACUUAUAAUACCAAUUUGAAACCUAAUCAGAAAAACUUUGAAUUCUUUAUAAUUAGUUUAUAAUUAGUUGAAGAUAAACCACAUAAAUCUAUUUUAUUUAAACAAAUUCUUAUGACAUAGUUUUGUUGAAUUUUGAGCGGGUUUAUUGCAUUAUCAGCACAGCCACUCCAUACUAAUAAACAAUAUUAGAAAACUAACUUGGAUAGUACAUUAUAUUCAGUACACACAACUUUGUAGUUGCUCAUUUUGAAGAGUUUAAAGAUAAUAGAUUUUAAUCUCAUUACUAGAUUUCCAAUAAGCAUUUCUAAAGUAAUUAUCUUAUAAUAUAUAUAUUUUGAAUUAUGAAUAAUGUAUUAAAUGGAUUCUAGAUCAGAUGAUGAAAGUAAUAAUUUAGAAGAUUUAAUUGAAGAAAGUGAUGAUUAUAGUAGUGAAGCAUGUGAUGAUAUUGGUAGUUUAAACAUGGAUGAUACCAAGUCCCGUUUUACAGAUUACUCCAUGUCUAGUUCUGUUAUAAGGCGAAAUGAAAAUUUAAAAUUAUUGGAUGAUCAAUUUGAAAAAGUAGAUUAAUAUUUAAAUUAUUUAUUAAAUUGAACCAAUUUAAACUAAAUAACCAUAAUAUUUGUUAGUUGUUUUCUGCGUAUGAUGAUACAGAUAUUGGAGCAUUAGACAAUGAAGAAAUAGAAGGCACACUAGCUAUAGAAUCUGAUAUAUUAAAACAAGCAGCUGAAGAAUUUGAAUCAAACAUGAAAAGAGUAAUAAAAUCAUAAUAAUAUGUGUUAUUUAAAUAAAAUAAAUUGUAACUGUAUACUUAUUAACUUCUAGGAUCAAAUACCUACAGAUAAAACAGCUGCUUUAAUUUUUGAUAGUAAUUCUGACAAUGAAGAAUUUACGUAUAAAUUACCAGUUCAAAAUCCAGAAGAAAAAAAAUGGGACUGCGAAAGUAUUAUUUCCACAUAUUCUAAUAUAUACAAUCAUCCUGCUCUCAUCAAAGAUUCACCAGUAUGGCUAUUAAAUGAAAAUCAUAUUAGUUUAGCUUUUAUUUUUAGCUUAGUGAGAAAUUAAUUGGUUUUACUAUAAUUUUGUUUAUUAGCACUACUUAUACAAGCUAUAAUUUUCAAAAUAUUUUACCAAACCUAAUGUUGUUAAAUAUUUCUGUCAUUUUUUUCCUUCUGAGUUGGUUUCAUAUAAAUUUUAUUUUGACCUUUUUAGUAAAUUAAGGAAUUUUCCUUUACUCUAUGUAUCUUAAGUAAAUAUAUGUUUUUGAAUUCAAUAUUGUUUCAGAUUUGAGAAUUUGAAUAUGCAUAAUCCUAAUAUUUAACAAAUGGUUUAAUAAUUAUAUGUUUAUAUAGUUUGAUUAGGGUUAAAAAAAAGAAAUGAAAUUGUUAAAUUGUAACUCAAUCCAUUCAUCUAUGCUAAACCAUUUUAAUUUGCUAACAGUUUGUCUGAUAAUGAAUUAACCUACACUAAAGUAAUCACUGUGGAGUCUCAAUAAGUAAAAAUAAAUGUUGUCUCCUUGCGAAAACCUCAAUUACUCAAAAGAUUAAGUACCUAUAGAUAUUUUGAACAUUCUGUUUUCUGAAUAUAGGCGGAUAAUGACGAAAAAUUUGUAUAAUCAUUUGUCUAAUAAGUUUGUGCAUCUCAUUAUUUAGAUUCAAAAAAUAAGAAUAAAUCCUAGAACUGGUAUUCCAAUAUUACAACAAAGACUUACAGCUCAAGCAUUAAAAUCGUUAGACAAUAAUGAUACAUUAAAAUCCAGUUCUAAAUCAGUAAUAUCUGCACUGUCAUCUUUAUCAAUAAGACCAAAGGAUGAGACACCUGAAGAAAAACUAAAGAGGAAAAAAGCACUUAAAGAAUUUAGACAGGUUUCUUUAGUUCUUAUUGAGUUAAAAAAUUUUUUAUACAUUCAUUAUUAUACUUAACAAAACUGUAUUUUUAGGAACGAAGAAUGGAAAGAAAGGCUAAUACUUUAGCAUUUAAAGAACAAAAAAAGAAAAUGGAAAAGGAAUUAAUCAAUAAAAAUUUUAACAAAACUGUACGUGUUAUUUAAAAGAUUUAUAAGAUUAUAAUAUAUUUUAAUUUUGAAUAUUUGUAUAAAUUGUAUUAUUUUAUUUAUUUAUUAAAAAAGUAUAUCCACACUGUUGUGAUAAAUGAUAUGGUAAUGACAUAAUUGGCUCGUAUUAUUUUUAUGGUACAAUUUUAUAUUACCCUCAGAGACUUUUGUUUAGAAUAUCCAAGUUAGGACGAGUGUGACUGUUGUAAGUGGAAAGUUGGAUACAUGGAGUUAUUUAAUUUACAUUAAAUUUCCCCUUUAACUUCCCAAUUUUUCACCUACAACAGUAGGCUACCCAUUGCGUGAAGUAUGUUCAUUUUUUUUAAAAUUAAAAAAUAACUUUAUAGAUUAUUUUGUGGCUUUUUUUUAUCCGAUUACUCUUCUGCCCAUACUUUAUGUUCAGCCCUUUGUUUAGUCUACUCAAUAGAUGAAUAUUGUGCAUCCAUUUGACUAAAUAAUGCUCUUGUAUUAAAAUUAGAUAUCUAAUUUAAUAUCACCAUGAGACUAAUUAUCUGGUAUAAUAAAAUUGACUUCUAACAUAAACAGAAAUCCCCCCCCCCCCCAUCGCAAGAAACAAAUGCUUUGAUUAAAGAGUUCUAGAAAAUAAACCUCAGUCAUAUAAAUGAAUCGGUACUUCACAUGGUAGGUGUACCAAUUCCCUGCUCUAAUAGGGCAUAAGAAAUUCACCAGAAUGUGAUGUGAUUGUGGUGCACAGAAACAGACCAUCAAACAUUUCAUUUUCGAAUACAUAAGCUGCUCAUAUCAAGGAACUUACCUAGAAUUGAUUGUCUUAAAACUUAUAUUUAUUAAGUGGUGCAGAGAAACUAAAUCCUAAACUCUAAUAUCAAAUAUAUUGAUUUGUUUCUUUAAUAAUGUUAUUCAUAAUAUUAUUUAAUAUAUUUUAUUUUGUAUUUCCAUGGUACCUUAUCAUUAAUCUAUUGUAUUUAUUAAUAACAAAUUAUCUGUAGUUUGUUGUUUAAUGUAGUAAUGUGUACAUAAAAUAAAAUAAAUUAUUAUAUAGAAUGGACAGUUUCUAUGAAAGAAUAAUUUGGAAAUACAUUUUUUCUGUCUAGCUUAGUUUCAUAUUAUUAAUCCUACAAUAUCUUAAAUUAAAAUAUUAUAUCUGUUGAAUACAGAAACAGUUUUUUCACCAUAAUAUUACUAUAAUUGGACUGUAUAUUCAUUUUAUUAUACACUGUAUUAAAAAAGAUUAUUAAUAUUUUUAUACUAAUAUUAAAUUGAAAAUACCAAUAUUGGAAAAAAAAACCCAGGUCAUUGAAUGUAAUAAGUUCACAAAAAAAAAAAUUAUUCUUUUCUACGACGUUUUUCACGAUCUUGUUGUUGUGGCUGAGAUCUUUUUGAUGCAUGUUUAGCCUGUGUUAAGAACUGAUCCAAACCAAAUGGAUCUUCUUCUUGCUGAUGUUUUUCAAAUUGCACUGGUCCAGCACGGCCACUAGCUUUAGGAUCACGGUCUGUACCACUAAAUUCUUUAUUCGGCACAAAUCUAUAACAACAAUAAAAUCAAGUUUUUAUAAUCAUUUGUUAUAAUUUAUAAGUUCUUCAAAAUAAACUCACCUGUUUGUCUUAACAAUUUUAUCCAGAUCACCGCCAUAUACAUCCUUAUCAAUAUUAGCAGAUGGACGAUAAAUGUGUUGAGCCAAAGAACUGUUUCCACGCCAUGGUUUAUCGUAAACAUUAUACUCUUCAUCAUCACCAAAUCCAGUAUCCAUACCCGAAGUUGUAUUAAGCAAACGUUGAUCGUAUUGAGUAUCGCCAGUUUUUCGAGUAAUUGCUGGAAGUCCAAGAGCAAUUUGCUCACUAAUAUCCCGAUCUCUUAAUACCUUGUUUUUGCGAUUAUCAGCAUUUCUAGCUAAGUUACGGUCACGAGCUCUUUCUUUUUGACGAUCCAAACGUAAUUGAUCACGUUCACGAGAUUCAUCAUUUUUAGUUCCAGGAAGACGAAUACCUGAGGAAAUUUGAAUUAUUAUCAAUUUAUUACCUUAUACUAUUAUCAAUGUUUGUUAUCCUAUAUUAUAUGAAUAGCUAGAGAAGUUUUUGUAAAAUGUUGACCCUAACAAGUACCAUAAAUUGUUUUUUAAAAAGUAUUUAAAUUAUUUUUAUGAUCAGUAAACCUUUAUAUACCUGCUCUUUCUUCUCUAGCUUUUUGAGCCAUUGCUCUGAGGUGUUCUUCUUUCUUUUCCUUUUCUUUUUGAGCCAUUUUCUUUUCUAAUUGUGCCCUCAUUUCAACAGCUUCUCUAGCUUUACGAUCUGCAAUGUAUAAAGCUUCUGCUAAUUUUGCAAACUUUUCAUUUAUAUGGUUCUGUUGUAAACCACGUCCAUCUGCUGCUAAUCGUUUAUCUAGUGGAAUGGUAUAUCCUUUAGCAUUUUUCCAGUUGGAUAUACAUGGAGGAAUUUUCCAUUCCUUUUGUUCUUUAACAGAUGUUUUUCUUGUAGGAGAAUGCAUUAAAGGAGCUGGAGGUGAAGGGGGACCACGUGGAAUUUUUUUAUUAAUUUUAAAUUUGGGUGGUUCCAUGGGAUCUUUCUGAGCUUCCACUAAUCUUACAACACGUUGCUUUGAUCCAGAAUUAUAUUCUUUUCCUUGUUCAGUAGGUGUAUAACGAAACCAUUGAACAGGUGC
This is a messenger RNA of Cinara cedri, 6294 nucleotides long. NCBI's taxonomy places the organism in Eukaryota, Metazoa, Arthropoda, Insecta, Hemiptera, Aphididae. The record is from the annotation of a GenBank genome assembly.